Betta splendens (Siamese fighting fish) is the source of this 1303-nucleotide messenger RNA. It is a transcript of the gene rpp25l, whose product is annotated as ribonuclease P/MRP 25 subunit-like. Lineage: Eukaryota; Metazoa; Chordata; Actinopteri; Anabantiformes; Osphronemidae. Bases 144 to 812 code for a protein of 222 amino acids. The record is from RefSeq and is a predicted model, not a curated record. Gene Ontology annotation, biological process: tRNA 5'-leader removal. Gene Ontology annotation, molecular function: RNA binding. The transcript has 2 exons. Gene Ontology annotation, cellular component: ribonuclease MRP complex.
GAGGGCGAAGGGGUGUAGGAAGCGGCAGGUGGCGGCAGGUGGCGGUAGUGCAGUUUUAAGGAUGCAAACCGGCGUAAAACAAAGGAAGAAGAGCAACAGGAAAGCGCGACAGUUUGCGACAGGUUGCUUCACUCAACAGUAACAUGGAAAACUACAGUAAAGCUCGGACAGUGGAGCAGCCAUCUGUCUGUCCGUUCUCUGGCCUCGCCCCAGACACGCCAGAGAUCCGUGUCAAAGAUGGAAGCAAGCUCCGCAACCUGCUGCGCUAUGCUCUGAGCCGCAUGGAGGUCAAAGCCCCGGCGCCCGAGGAGCAGGGGCGAGUGCCGCCUGGAGAAGGGGCUAUGGAUGUGGGGGGACAAGGAGAAGCGCUGGGCCGAGCUCUCUGCAAACAGGUGGUCUUUACUUCGGUGGGUAAGGGCGUAUCCAAAGCCAUCACCUGUGCAGAGAUCGUGAAGCGGCGUGUGAAGGGGCUCCACCAGCUCACCAGGCUGCUGUACAGCGCUGUGGUGGAGGUGUGGGAGCCUCUGGAGCCCGGGGCCGGCCUCGACAGCCUGACGGUCAGCAGGAACGUUCCCACCAUCUGGAUCCUGCUGUCCAGAGAACCGCUGGAGUGCAGCCAGUCUGGCUAUCAGGCGCCGGGUUGCUACGAUGCUCUGUGGGCCCAGCCUGCAUGUAGAAAGGAGGGUGGAGGGCUCCCGGGACAGAGAGCUGAGCCCAGGAAGCGGAGGGGAGGGGGAGGUGGCAGCAGCAGAGGGAGGGGCCCCGGCCGACACUCUGGACGACCCAGAGAGUCGGAAAAAGGACAGAACUGAAUAAAUGAGAACACUGUGAAGGUUUACACAGACUGUGGGAGGACUGGGCCAGGCUGUGAACAGGGUAGAAGUUGAAGAAGAACUUUCAGAGGACACUUUUAUUAAGAAUGUUUUUUGGUUUGACCGUUUGUCUUUGAUGCUUGAUGCACUGAACCGUAUCACACUUAGGCCUUAGGUUUCAGUCGACAUGCAGCUUCCACAGGCAUCUGAAGAUGGAUGUCAUGUAAAUGUUUCUCAAAGUGUUUUUGAUGGAUAAACGUGUCACUGCAAACAAUGAAAUGCAUCUUGAGCUUAUUGUUCCUGAUCAGCAUCACUGGUCCAAACCUCCGUCACAGCAGGUGCUGGUUCCUUUUAUUUCUUUUUGUUUUCCAUCUGUAAAGUUUCAAACUUGUGGCUCUGCUCUUCGUAUGGAGACGUUUUGUUUCUGCCUGUGUUCUGAAAAAGAGUGUUUUCAUUUUAAACUGAGUAAAAACUUGCAAAUGAAAAAUGAA